AUGUCGCAGAAUUUUAAACUUAUUCCUGGUCCAGAGAUUCCAAGUCCGAAUGCAACUUUUGUCUUCAAGACGCCACCACGUUCAACCCCUAGCUCUGCUGAAAGGGGAGAGAAGAAUAUUACGGAUCUCAACUCGGAAAACUUUUUGAACCAGGGUUUGCUCUCUCCAGAGCUUUCGUCCCCCCAGCUAGAUGAUAUUCGUCAUGUUACUUCAACACCUUUAUCUCAAUUUCUGCAAAGCGGUGUCAAUUAUCCUGCAUCUUCACAAAGGCAAAGAAUAACUAACGCUGAACGAGGUUCGCCAAAAGAUCAUAAUAACCAAGUUAUGCCCAAGCAAAUAGUUAAUAAUUUAGACGCAUUUCGGUCAUCCGCUACAAAUUUACAGACUGCGGGUUCAAACACGCGUGCUUCUAAUUAUCUCCAACAGAAUACAACACAGAAAUUUUUCUUGAAUAAGCAGAAGAGUAUACCAUUUUCGACUAAAUCCUUUAGCCAUCCACAUCAAACGCGCGAAUUAAGGAAAUGUGAUAGAUCAACAAGGAAAUGUGAUGGAAAGAAAAGGAGUGCUCCACAACAUAUGGAGAAAUCAAGCAAAAGAUCUAGAAGAGUGAAAGCGCCUGCAAACUUUAAGGUCCCCCGUCCUGAAGAACUCCCUCCUGUUAUUUAUGAGUUCGAUGACAAGCCACCGUUCUCAUAUGCCACGUUAAUUGGAAUGGCUCUUCUUCGAUCACCGACGAGAAAGCUCACUUUAUCUCAAAUAUAUCACUGGAUAUAUUCCCAUUUUCAUUAUUACCGCAAGGGUGAGGUGGGCUGGCAAAACUCUAUUCGUCAUAAUUUGUCAUUGAAUGAAUCGUUUGAGAAAGCUGAAAAAUCCAAAGAUGGAAAGGGGCAUUAUUGGAGAGUGGUGUCCGGAUUUGAGUAUCAGUUUUGUCAUGUGCAGCAAACAAGAAAAUUGAGUACUGCUGAGGCCAAGAGCAAACGCUGUAAAGCGAAAAAGGCCCCUCAAGAACUACAGUCAGUUUUGCCAACAAUAGCGUCCUUACAUAUGACUAACGAUACUGGACCCGUGAGUGUAUCUACAACCCCAACCCAUGAUCAAAUAUCAAAAACUCCCCGUACCAUCUCCUCGCAAGCGCGUACCCCAAGAACUCUUGCUUUCCCUGCUGACAGCUUAGGCAGCGCAUACAAGCAAUCUAUUACAUCUCCCGAUGGUUCAUCCGCACAAGAUUCCCCGCGAGCAUUACCCUUUACGUCCUCUUUUAAUUGUAAAUCCACGUUUGAGGUGUCGCCGCUGCCAAAUGCAGUUUAUAGUGGACCUCUUUGGGAGCCACUGACGCCAAAGAAGAAUAAACCGGAUGGAAAGGAAAAUCAACAGGUUGAUGAGUGUCUAGCCCCAAAUUUCAAGACGCCGUUAAACAGUAUGCAGACUCCUCUGAUAAAUAUUGGCUCCUCAUCUGUUAUCCGCAAGCUUUGGACGUCUCCAUCUUACCUAGAUGAUUUCUAUACCUCUCCAAUUGUUAACAAUGAGACUUCGGAUAAUGUUUCCGUUUACAAAACGAUUUAUGGAUCUCCUCUUGUAAUUAAGAGUGAGCGCACAAAAGUUAAGAAUCAACGGUUGCAGACAGAUGUUCCGGCAAUACAAAUUUCUGGUACUCCUAAGGAUGUAACUCCAAAUGUGGAUAUAAAGAGAAAGGAGCCUUCAAUACGUUCUCCAACCUCAACCAUCAAUGGAUAUACUACGAACCAGAUAUUUGGGAUUGACAUUGGUGUCAUAAAUCAUGAUGAAGAUCGAUUGAAGUAG
Brettanomyces bruxellensis is the source of this 1800-nucleotide messenger RNA. RefSeq lists its product as uncharacterized. Gene Ontology annotation, molecular function: RNA polymerase II cis-regulatory region sequence-specific DNA binding; DNA-binding transcription factor activity, RNA polymerase II-specific. Gene Ontology annotation, biological process: regulation of transcription by RNA polymerase II. Lineage: Eukaryota; Fungi; Ascomycota; Pichiomycetes; Pichiales; Pichiaceae. Bases 1 to 1800 code for a protein of 599 amino acids. The transcript has a single exon. The record is from RefSeq and is a predicted model, not a curated record.